Messenger RNA from Spirodela intermedia, 2224 nucleotides. Lineage: Eukaryota; Viridiplantae; Streptophyta; Magnoliopsida; Alismatales; Araceae. The record is from the annotation of a GenBank genome assembly.
AUGCCAAGGGGAAGAGCUAGUGCUGCCGCCACAAAGCCAGCUGAACCCGUCAAGCCCGUUGAGACUGAAGAGCAGGUGGAUCUGGACGAAGAGAACGAUCCCGAGGAGGAGUACGAGGAAGAUGUCGAAUACGAAGAAAUAGAGGAGGAGGUAGAGGAAGAAGUGGAGGAGGAAGAAGUAGAAGAGGAAGAACAGGAGGAUGCUGAAGAGGAAAAAGAAGAAGCCGCCGUUGCACUCACCGGUGGGGACGACGAGAUGAAAGAUGACGAGGAAGAGGAGGAGAAUGAGCAAGCAGAGGAGAACGUAGAAGAGGAAGUGAGUGAAGAGCACAAGGAGCUUCUUGCUCUCCCUCCGCACGGCUCCGAGGUUUACGUAGGCAACAUCCCCCAGGACGUCUCCCAUGACGAUUUGAAGUGCUUUUGUGAGGCCAUUGGCGAAGUCUUUGAGGUAGGCAUUCUCCCUCAUCUCUUCACUCUGUGUCUCUUCCUUGCUCUCCAGACAUAAAUAUAUAUAUAUAUAUAUAUAUAUAUAUACUUACAUUAUUAUCCCUUGUAAAUAACAGGUGAGAAUAAUGAAAGGGAAGGAUUCGGCAGAGAACAGGGGUUAUGCGUUCAUCACUUACAGGAACAAAGAAUUAGCCUCUAAGGCCAUCAAAGACCUCAACGGCACCGAAUUCAAGGCAAGCACCUCCUCCUUGCUGUUUUCACCUUACUCACACACACUACUUGCCACUGAGAUCUCCUCUGAUCAUGACAUGGCCUGGUUCAGGGGAAGAAGGUGAAGGUGUCGGCGUCCCAGGUAAAGCAUCGGCUUUUCAUCGGGAAUGUGCCUCGGCACUGGUCAGACGACGAUCUGAAGAGGGAGGUGAGGAAGGUUGGCCCUGGGGUCUCCCUCGUGGAGCUGAAGAAGGUACGAGGAUACUACAUAUGCGUCAGCCCUGCUCAUAUAUAUAUAUAUAUAUAUCCUCGUAUAGAAAUCAAAUAAUAGAUGUUUAUGCUCACAAUUAUAUUAUUAUGCGUGAUCUUGGUCCAAGGUUGGACCUUUCCUGUUCGGAAUCUGAUCGUUUUUUUUUUCUCUGAUUAUUGUGCGUUAAUAGGACCCACAGAAUGCGAGCCGCAACCGGGGCUUCGCCUUCAUCGAGUACUACAACAAUGCGUGUGCGGAGUACUCGAGGAGGAAGAUGUCGACUCCGAAGUUCAAGCUGGAGAGCAACGCUCCGACGGUGAGCUGGGCCGACCCGAAGAACAGCGACUCCUCGUCCUCCUCCAACUCCCAGGUGAAGGCGCUGUACAUCAAGAACCUCCCGAAGAACGUGACCCAGGACCAGGUGAAGGAGCUGUUCAAACACCACGGGGAGAUCAGCAAGGUCGUCCUGCCCCCGGCCAAGUCCGGCCAGGAGAACAGCCGAUUCGGGUUCGUUCACUUUGCAGAGCGAUCCAUGGCCAUGAAGGCCCUCAAGAACACCGAAAAAUACGAACUUGAAGGUUUUACUCUCUCUCUCUCUCUCUCUCUACUUUCUCUCUCUACUUUUUGUGCGACCCAAAUUGGUCUGAAUUCUUAUCUUUUGGCAGGGCAAGUUCUGGAUUGCUCACUGGCGAAGCCACCAGCGGACAGCAAGAAGGGCGAUUCGGGCUCGAGCAUCUCACAGAAGGCUCCUCUCCUGCCGGCCUAUCCCCCUCGCGCCGGUUACGGCCUGGUCAACCCCUACGGCUCUCUCCCUGCUGCUUACGGCGCAGGAGGAGGAGGGUACGCCCAGGUUGGGGUUCCAGAGAUUAGACGAUUUUUCUUUUUAUAUAGAUUGAUUGAUCUUUCCUAUAGUUUUGGCCUCCGAACCAUAUUUAUGUGAGUGGACGUGUUCUUUUUGCAGCCGUUGAUGUAUGGGAGGGAGGCUGCUGCCCCUGCGGGUCUGGCUAUGGUCCCCAUGAUGUUGCCCGACGGACGCGUGGCUUACGUCCUGUAAGUCAACCCUUUUGACCUUUCUCUCGAGACCCGGAUGCACCGUUGACUGGGCGCAUCUGAGAAAUCUGCAUGGCGGCGCAGGCAACAGGGCGGCCCGGCGGCGGCGCCUCCCGGUCCCCUGCUGCACCAGCAGCGCGGCGGCGGCGGCGGCGGCGACAAGAAGGGCGGCGGCGGCGGCAACCCCAACAGAGGCCGCCCAGGAGGCGGCGGCGGCGGCGGCGGCGGCGGCGGCGAUAGGCCCGGUCAGAGGUACCGCCCAUACUGA